AUGAAUUCUGUAAUAAACUCCGCCCCAAAGACCUCGCACAAGCAAAACGACCCGGUCCCAGUUGCCUCGAUGGUUGUGGCCAUGGCCACUAAUGGAAUGCCUCACAUCGCCCCGCCCUCGCCGGAAUCGACAACCCCCGUAAACUAUAACUAUUGGGAGAAUGGCAGAGAAUACCAUGGAUUUUCACCGGGCAAAUAUUUGUUUCCAUGCGACGAGGUAAUUUCGGGAUUCCCCACGACAUCUGCGGCGCUUCUAGAGCACAGAGAGUAG
This is a messenger RNA of Venustampulla echinocandica, 270 nucleotides long. RefSeq lists its product as uncharacterized. The record is from RefSeq and is a predicted model, not a curated record. Bases 1 to 270 code for a protein of 89 amino acids. NCBI's taxonomy places the organism in Eukaryota, Fungi, Ascomycota, Leotiomycetes, Helotiales, Pleuroascaceae. The transcript is spliced from 2 exons.